AUGGACUUCUUUGCGACGGGUGAAUUCCAGCAGCUUUACAGCGAUUUGGACGAGGAGCCCCUGGCCGGUGGCGAUGCCCUGCUGAAUAAUGCCUCCAAUGUGGUGGACUUCGAGUGCCCCUAUGCCAUGGAUAACAGCUUUGCCGCCGACAGUGGUCACCUGGAUGGGGAGCAAUCGGAUUACUAUGGCAUCAUCACGCUGGACAGCAAUAAUAAUGGAAAUAUUCAGGUGGAACUGCCCUACACAGAGGAUCCUUCUCUGUUUAUAGACUUCAAUGAACUGACCGUGUGUCCGCCGGAUUUGAGUGACUGGGAGCAGCGGCUAUUGGAUAACUAUGUGGAGAUUCCGGAGCUGGUGGACUUUCUGCCGGAGCGGACACCACUGUGCACGGAUAACUGUGCGGAUUUUCUGGAGGAGAGUAAUAGCAAUCUCCGGCUGGCGGGGCCACCACCUGAGAUUGGUAGUAGUCCUGCGAGUCCUGCGGAAGCCACAGCCCCACCAGCACCUGCCCUCCAGAUGAGCGAGAAUGCCGCCGGCGAACGGGGCUACCUUUGCACCUUUGGGAGUUGCGAAAAGAUCUACGCCAAGCCCGCCCACCUGAAGGCCCACCUGCGAAGGCAUCUGGGCGAGAAGCCCUACGUCUGCAGUUGGCCAGAUUGCGUCUGGCGCUUCUCCCGAUCCGACGAAUUGGCCCGCCACAAACGCUCCCACUCGGGGGUGAAGCCCUACAAGUGUGACUACUGCUCCAAGUGCUUCGCCAGGUCGGAUCACCUCACCAAACACCGGAAGGUCCACGAGAGGCGACUCCAGGCCGCCUCCAGGGCCGGCAGACUCAUCUCCGACGACCUCUAUGCCGUGCGACCCGGUCGAAAGCGAAAAAACCAGCUAUAA
Messenger RNA from Drosophila subpulchrella, 891 nucleotides. RefSeq names its product Krueppel-like factor 3 (gene Klf15). Gene Ontology annotation, biological process: regulation of transcription by RNA polymerase II. NCBI's taxonomy places the organism in Eukaryota, Metazoa, Arthropoda, Insecta, Diptera, Drosophilidae. Bases 1 to 891 code for a protein of 296 amino acids. The transcript has a single exon. The record is from RefSeq and is a predicted model, not a curated record. Gene Ontology annotation, molecular function: RNA polymerase II cis-regulatory region sequence-specific DNA binding; DNA-binding transcription factor activity, RNA polymerase II-specific.